UGGGCGUAAACGUAAUUAUAUGAUUUAUUUCUAAGAAUUGCAAAGUUUAGUGGUUGGAAUAACAAAAAUAUAAAUCAGUUUAUACAUAAGCGUACGCAUAUAACGGAGGACUUGUGCAUAUGGAAUAGAGAUGUACUAAAGUCAUAAGCAAGGGAAUCCAAUUUAGUCAGAAAUCCAGCUUAAGCAGAAUAUUACAUCAUGGCAAGACCAUCGUUUUAUCAUAUUGUACCAUUGCUAUGCUUCCUUGCUGUGAUGACUUCAGCUAGCUCGAAUCAAACAGCCGAUUUAACAACCACAGAAACAGCAGCCUCGAAUCUUACAGCCGAUAUAACAACCACAGAAACAGCAGCCUCGAAUCAAACAGCCGAUUUAACAACCACAGAAACAGCAGCCUCGAAUCAAACAGCCGAUUUAACAACCACAGAAACAGCAGCCUCGAAUCUAACAGCCGAUAUAACAACCACAGAAAAAGCAGCCUCGAAUCAAACAGCCGAUAUAACAACCACAGAAAGAGUAGCCUCGAAUCAAACAGCCGAUAUGACAACCACAAAACCAGCAGCUUCUAAUCAAACAGCCGAAAUAGCAACCACGGAAGCAACAGCAUCAACAGCAGCCUCGAAUCAAACAGCCGUAAUAGCAACCACGGAAGCAGCACCCGUAACCACGACAGCACCACCUCCACCAAGUAGAUGUCCUAUACUUAAGCCUGGUAGUGAAAUAAAAAUGUCAGCGUUGACGAUUAAAAUGAGAGAGGUAACUUUUUAUCGAGAACUCCUUAAUACAACUUCGGAAAUGUUCAAAACAUUAGCUGAAGAAGUGAAGACGUUUCUCCUGGAUACAAAUCACGGAAAUGGAGGUUUGAAUAGCACAGGCAGUCUUCGUCGAUGUGACAUUACAAACUUCAGGAAUGGUAGUGUAAUAGCUGUAUUUGAUCUGGUAUAUGACGCAUUGUCUGAACUCAGCAAACCAAAUGCUACCCGAGGCUUCAGAGAUCGUCUUGCUGAAACCAUUCAAUCAAUGGGAAAUAAGACAUUUAAGACUAGCAUCACUGGAACGCCGAAUGAUCUCACGAUUGACUCGAUGUAUCUUCAAGAGACAACAUUAAAGCAAAUCAGCAAUGUCAGUAUGUGUAACAACCGAGGAAACUUCGUCCGAUGUGACUAUGGACACAGAUGCUAUGAACAUAAUGGGGACCUUGCUUGCUUCAGCUUGUGUGCACAAACUCCUUAUGGCAAAUGGCGGCAAGGUGACUGUGAAAAUGGAAAAUGCUCUUUGGAUGGCAAUUUAACAACUGCAAUACCAGUUUGCAAGUGCAAUGAUGGUUUCUACCUGCAAGGUGGUGAAUGCAAGUCAUACGUCCAAAUAGUUGCCAUCGUUGGUGGAAGUUUAGGUGGAGCUGUGUUGAUAUUAAUCAUCAUUCUGAUUGUGUGCACUGCUAAGAAAAGGUCUCCCCCUGUGCCAAAAACUAUACCUGCUGAAUUGUAUGAUAUCGACAAAGUUGAUGACUCGAAACUGAAGCCAAGCAUCAAAAUGGAGGGUCACCCGUUGUCUGAACCUCCUAAACGAGAAAUGUCAGAUCCUCAAAUAAGAGAAGGACCAAAUGGAUUUUCUGAAGAACUUAGACGAGAUGAUCGCUAUAAAGAUGAACGCUACAAGGACGAGCGCAACCGAGAUGAACGCUACAGGGACGAACGCAAUCGAGAUGAACGCUACAUGGAUGAACGCAAUCGAGAUGAACGCUACAGGGAUGAUCCUCGCAAUCAAGGCCCAACACGAUCGAACGAUCCCAAAGUGUGGCCGGUAUUUUCCAGUCAACAAGAUGAAAGUAACCUCGAGAGAAGGAUUGUCUCUGACCCAGACAGGAUGCCACCAAAACGCACAGAAAGUUGGCUGAAACAGGGAGACCAACCAGUCAGGCCUCUUUCUCCUGAAGAAGAAGCACGGUUUGAUCUUGCCAGAGAAGGAGAUAGAAGGACGAUGCGAGACGAUCGAGAUAUUGGAGUUGCCAGAUACCCAGCAGACAAUUAUGGGCGUGAGGAAGCUAAGCCAGAUAGGUCAUUUUACGAUGACUACAAAUCUCCCAACAAGAGAGAUGACGAUCCAGACAGAAGGCUCUAUGAACGGGAACGGGCUGAACGGAACUUGUACGACAACAGACGCCCAUAUGAGAGAGAGAUCUCGAGGGGCUAUGACAACAGGGCUUACUCCAAUAAUGAAUAUACCAAAGAUAGCAGAGAAGACGGACAAAGCGACUUCUUCCCACGUCUUGAUGGUAUCGACACAAAUAAGGAUUAUUCUAUUAAGAGGCCAACGUUCACUUCAUCUGUUGGAAGACUGUAAACCUGAAAAGUAAUGGGAAUAUGGCACUACUUGCACAAUAACAUUGAUCAGCAUUGUCUAGGAGAUGAUGGAUUAAGAUGGAAUUUUAUUUCGGAAGACGACGCAGCAUACAUUGGAUAGUCAAAAUAAACAAAGUUGAAACUUAAAAUGCGAUUUAUUAAAAUACUAUGUUAAAUAGGAAAGGGCAGCAUUUGAAACACCAAAUAAACAUAGAGUUGACAUUUUAUGACGAAUCAUAUUUGGUUGAACUAGUGGGUGAACAGUUGGAAUGGAAGAUGAUAAUCUUUAUAUAUAUUGAGAACUUGGUGUCCAAGAGCUCCAUCAACAAUUUAACUUCUAGACCCUAAGGACAUCUGCUGUACUAUAUAUAGUAUUAUGUGCUUAUCUCGCGAGUAGUAGCAGUGAAGUCCG
This is a messenger RNA of Owenia fusiformis, 2751 nucleotides long. NCBI's taxonomy places the organism in Eukaryota, Metazoa, Annelida, Polychaeta, Sabellida, Oweniidae. The record is from the annotation of a GenBank genome assembly.